UAUAUCUUCAAACUUUGGAUUAAUGGGGUUUUCACGGUUCAAAAUAAUUUGUCUAAUCAAUUUGUACUGCUCUUCGCACCUGAAGUGCUACAGAAUUGAACGACAUGAUUGUCUAUGAACGUCACCCCGUUAACUACUUUGAUUACGAGAACUGGGAGGAGCGUGUAAGAAACUAAGUAGCUUCCACAUGACUGUAGUGCAGUGGAAACAAGGGAGAGCAGCAGUCGAGGCGUGGGUGAGUGAACAUCAUGGGACAUGCUCUCUGGGAAUGAGCUACAGCAGUCUGGAGCUUCAUCUCUUCAUCCCAGAGCGCGCAGACGUCUGCUGCUGAUCCUCAUUGGACAAUACAACAAUAGUGAAGCUGAGAUUACAGAGUGUUUUAAAGUUUAGAAUAAUGAGAGUGAUUUUUUCAGCUAGUUGGAUAUUUCAAGGAUGGAUCACACACUUCGUUCUUGCUCUAUGCACGCAGGCAGGACUGGCCAUAAUCUGCCAACAGAACGAGUACGACCACAAUGGGAGAUGCUGCAGAAAAUGUGAACCAGGAAAAUACGUUUUUGCCCAUUGCGACGGCAGCUCGAGCACAACGUGCCUUGAUUGUGGGCGUGAUGAGUACCAGCCGGACUGGAACAGCGACACUAAGUGUGUUCCUCAGAAGUUCUGCGACGAGGGUAAAGGAUUUAACCGCACCCGUCCACACAACCCCACCGCGGCUGAACCGUGUCUGUGCAAGCAGGGGUUCCACUGCUCUCGGAUCAACUGCGAGUACUGUGAGGCCAUUGAAAAAUGUCCUGCGGGAAAAGGAGUCGUGAUGGGUGAGACUGGCAGAGCUUCCUGUGUGACUUGUCAACAUGGAUUUUUCUCAGAAUCUAUGUCAACAGAAUCCUGCAAGAAAUGGACAGAUUGUAAAGCUAUCGGCAAGACUGAAAAACAGCCAGGAAGCACUCAGACAGAUGUUGUGUGUGGACUCCAUUCUCCUGGUAUGACACCCUGGGUGCUGGUGGCCAUCCUCUCAGUCAUCAUCGUGGUAUCUCUGGUCGUUCUCUUCUUGUUUUGCUGCAAGGAUAAGCUGAACUUCCUCUCAGUAAAUCUACGCACCUGCGUCCAAAACCUGAAAGGAAGUAGGAAUCAAGAGGAAAUUGUGACUUCAUACCACUGUAGAAACGGUCUACAAACCCACCCUUUAAUCUGCCAAGAAAGAACCCCUCCGGAGUCCCUGUGUCCCAGCACCAAAUUAACCAUCCCAGAAAUGUCUACUUGCACAGACCAAGACCAGGACCGAGCCGAAACCUCGUCGGGCAGCUCCAGCGUGGACUCCGGAUGUGGGCCGUCGUCCCCCCUGUCAGGCAGCUCCUGCAGCUGUGUGCUUUCCAUGAAGGAGCCCAUAGAGGUUGGAGAGAACGAGGACUGCAGUCAGCUGGUCGCCACAGGCCUGGCGUCAUGCUGCUCCUGCAGGACAGGGGACGCCACAAAAAACGUGCAGGUUAUCGGCCUGAAAGAGCCUCUGCUGUGUGAGAGCUGCUCGUUGGACGGCCUGCCCGCCUGCGAUUAUGUGGAUCUCCAGCGCUCGCAGGAACUCUAUCUGGACUACAGCAGCCCUGCUGGCAAGGAGGCCAUGUCAGAGAUGAGAGGGGUCUACGGGGACCGAGGUGUGGUCGAGGGGCUGUACAGACAGAACGAACCUUGUUGCUGCAGCAUAGACUCCACCACCGUUCCUCCUUUGCCGUCUGUCAGUGCUAAUGACCAAGGCCUUUCACUGAUCCACAGUGAUGACCACAAACUGUCCGACCCUGACGAGGAGUACCAGAACCAGUGCUCAGAUGCCGCUCUCACAUCUGGUCAGGUGACAGGAAACAACAACACUACGUUUAUCUCCAGCGGGCAGGUGAUGAACUUCAGCGGCGAGGUCAUCGUGGUCUACGUCAGUCAGACAUCACUGGGCAGCAGCGGGGGGACAGACGAACCCUUCAGCUGCCCGGUUCAGGAGGAAUCUAAUGAGGACAGCUUUCAAAGCGAGCCCAAAUCUAACACAAGCACAACACCGCAGGCCAAGAGCAGAAGCGGACACGUGGAAAAACACCUGCCCGUACAGGAAAUGACUAACGACUGGUCCUGGCAGAAAUAAAAACAGUGCAAACAUUUCCUACUGGACUGGAAUAUACUUUUUUUUAAUGAUUAUUAUUGAUUAAUGUUCUCUGUCAACUAGAGUGCUAUUUCGUGAAAAAUGCUAUGCAUUUGUUGACCUACGUAUUUAUAUCAUAUAAAUUAGGUAAUUGUCAGCUUUGAGAGGAUUUCUCUGGUGCGGAUGCUAAUGAUCUGAUGACAGUAAAAGUCAAGAACAUUCCAGAAUGUCUCACUAUCAGACAAUCUCUAUUGUUGAAGAGCCACCUAAAGAGUGGCUUGGUGCGACAAGAAGCCAAACUCAGGCCAAAGACGAUGAUAACACAGCCAGAGAAAGCACAAACGUAGCCACCAAAAUGCAAGCUUGAUGUUUUUCGAUGUCCCUUUCUCUUGGCCUUCUCUAGGGCUUUUCACCCUAGAAAUAGUUAACCCUGGGUCAUUCUAAACCCUGGUAAAUGGAACCCUGGGUUAUCUUUAUUCACGUUUCACACUGCUCAUACUAUACCCGGGGUUAACACUUAAUCCUGGGUAUUCAUAAACUGCCGUUUCACACUGCACAUUCCUAAACCCCGGGUUAAAGUCCUUAUUUGCUUAUUUGUGGUGUCGGUGUUUCUGAUUGGACAAACGCAGCACGUGACCUGUUUACGUUAAGGCUCUAGCACUGCGCGUCCUCAUUGCUGACUGUAAUAUCAAGUUUUUUUUUUCUGAAUGAACUAUAAAGGUAAGAAUGACGGUCUCUUCUUAACUUCAAUUGUCGCGUUUUUUUAUCGCCGUUUGACAUUUUUCCUAUCAUACGAAGAAACGACUGUUUAUAUACAUUUCGCGGUGUUUCCAUGACUGCCUAAAGCGCGUGAAAAUAAGGCACGCGAUUGGUUGUUGGUUGCUAAGCAUCUUUUUGUAACAUUAAGCGUGGUUUCACACUGUACAAGUUUCCCCGCAUCUAAAUUAGAAGUGUAAAACGUUUUGUUUUUUUACCCGGGGUUAAAAGCGGUGUUUAGAAUGACGAUAACCCGGGGUUAAACGCAGUGUGAAAAGCCCUUAAACUGAACUAUCGCACCGUACCUCAUGGCAAGAACCGUUUUAGGCUGUUGUUAAAUCUCAGAUUAAGUUAGUAACAUGGAAAUGACAAAUUGGGAUGUUAAUUUGUGGUGUUUAUAUUUUUAAAAAACAAUUUGUAAAUGUUAAUCUUUCUUUUUUUUUGUUAUUUAUCGUGCCAUUUUUGUGCCGCAAACCCGACAGGUCAGUCUGACUGGAGCAGAACGUAAUCACGGACAUUAUCCACAAGCAUUAAUGUAUAUAGUGAUUGAAAAAUCAAUGUUCUGAUACAUGAGUAGUGAUUUUCUCCACCCAUUACUGUAAAUAAAGCUUGUUUGUAUGAAACAA
This is a messenger RNA of Megalobrama amblycephala (Wuchang bream), 3501 nucleotides long. RefSeq names its product tumor necrosis factor receptor superfamily, member 11a, NFKB activator (gene tnfrsf11a). The record is from RefSeq and is a predicted model, not a curated record. Gene Ontology annotation, cellular component: external side of plasma membrane. NCBI's taxonomy places the organism in Eukaryota, Metazoa, Chordata, Actinopteri, Cypriniformes, Xenocyprididae. Gene Ontology annotation, molecular function: cytokine binding; tumor necrosis factor receptor activity. Gene Ontology annotation, biological process: response to interleukin-1; ossification; positive regulation of bone resorption. The transcript has 10 exons. Bases 395 to 2122 code for a protein of 575 amino acids.